Molecule: messenger RNA, 441 nt
Organism: Pipistrellus nathusii (Nathusius's pipistrelle)
Lineage: Eukaryota; Metazoa; Chordata; Mammalia; Chiroptera; Vespertilionidae
Source: the annotation of a GenBank genome assembly
AUGUCUAGUUUCCUGUCACAUCUAAGGGUCUCCCAUCGGUGUCAGGCCCUCACGACCGUCAGUGACUGCCCUUCACUCCCUGCACCUGCAUUCGUCACCGAGCAGCCUGUGGGGAGGGUUGGUCUUCCUUCCAACUUUAUGCCCACAUCCUUGUGUCCUCACAACCCCAGCUCUCUGUCUGCUACCACCUUCCUCCUCGCUAAGACUGUGCCAGAUCUUCUUUUCCUAGGAGUGGAUCUAAAAGAUCUUAAGGCCGAAACCGGUUUGGCUCAGCGGAUAGAGCGUCGUCGGCGGUCCCAGGUCUCUGGACUGACUUGCCCAGGAGACAGACAGCUGACGCAGGUCUGUGACAGGACGAUGGCACCUCAAGCACUGCACCCAAGCUCUGAGCCACACGUCCAGACUGGAGGGUGGAGAGAGCCCCUCAGGCUCUGGCACUAG